AUGGGGUCUCAGAGUACCGACUUCAUCCACACAGUGGGAGAUGUGACGGCGGAGUUCUUGUCUCGCGUCGUGAACACCGAUAUCACGGAAAUCUCGUCCGAGCGAAUUGGAACAGGGCUCAUUGGCGAAUGUUAUCGGUUUAAGCUCCAAUAUGCGCCAGGGGCCAGGGAAGGACCAUCCAACGUGGUGCUGAAGACCGCCGCGGCCGACCCGGACAGCCGCUCAAUCGGUAAAUCCCGGAAACUGUACCAGCGCGAGGCGCAUUUUUACUCCGAGGUUGCUCCCAUGCUCAAUGUGCCCUGCCUCGCCAAGUGCUACCAUAGCGCUGUCGACGCGGAGCACGAUGCCUUCGACCUAGUGCUCGAAGAUGUUGACCCUGGCAAAACAGGUAACGACCUGGCUGGGGCGAGCCUGGAGCAAGCCCACCUCGCUCUGGUCGAGCUGGCGAGACUGCAGACGGCUUCAACAAAGAGCCAAAACGCCAUGCCCGAGUGGCUCCACGAAGACCCAGUGCCCUCACAAUCCCUUCAUGAGAUCAUGUGGAAGCAGUUUGUGGAGCGCUACCAGGACAAACUGAAGCCUCAGCACCGUCAGGUGUGUGAAAGGUUUGUGGCCUGCCUCGAUAGCUACUACCAGUCUUUCCGCGCACCCGAGACGGCCAAAUGUCUCGUGCAUGGGGACUACCGUCUCGACAACAUGCUCUUUGGAGACAACCCCGGCCGGGGUUUCGUCGUGGUUGACUGGCAAACCAUGUCCUGGGGUCCCGUCUUUCACGACGUGGCAUACUUUCUCGGAUGCAGUAUCGAGUCCGACGUCCGCCGGGCUCACAGUGACGAGCUCCUGCGGGCAUACUACGACGCUCUGGGCGCAAAUGUGCCCUUCACCUUCGAUCAGUGCCGAGAAGGUGUGCGCCGUCAGAGCUUCCUCGGACUUGGACGAGCUUUUCUGGCCCCCAUGAUCCUCGCGCGCACCGAACGUGGAGAUGACAUGUUUCUAACCUUGCUCGAUCGGCUCGUCACGCAGAUUCUGGAUCUUGAUGCCCUCGAAACUCUUCCGGCCCCGUCGACGCCCACGCCAUUGCGGCCUGACCCUCAGGACGAACAAAGUCACCCGUGGGGAGAAGACCCUUCGCAUAAUGAGAGUUGGUACUUUGAUGUCGCCGACCCGGAGCAAGCCACAGGGGUCUGGAUCCGCCUGGGCGUGCUCCCUCAUCAGCCGGGCUCGUGGUACACGGCGCUGAUCUGUGGGCCGGGCCAGCCCACGGUAACGAUGGUUGACUUCAACGUCAAGACUGUCACAUCGGACCUGACCAUCGACACCCCACACAUCAAGGCCUCCCACACAGCCGUCUCCCCCCUAGAGCAGUACCGCGUGACGUUGACCGGCCUAGGAGAAGUAUUCGACGACCCGGCCGAUCUCCUCCGUCGACCGCGGGUACCAGGCCGCCAGGUACCCGUCGAGCUGGACCUGACCUGGCACACAGCCAGCACUCCAUACAAGUGGCGCAUGUUGGCUCGGUACGAGAUCUCAUGUACCGUCAGUGGCACCGUCAAGGUCGGCGAGCGCACUGUGGCCACCUUCAACCACGCCUGUGGCCAGCGCGACCACUCGUGGGGACCUCGUGACUGGUGGGGUGCCGAUUGGGUGUGGACGGCCUUCCACCUGGAGGACGGUACACAUCUGCACGGCGUCGAGAUUCGCAUGCCGAGGAGGCCCAAGAUGGCUGCAGGAUACCGACAAGACAAGGAUAGCCCCAUCGCCGAACUCACCGGUGUGGUGGCGACCGAGGAAGUGGCCGAAGAAACCCAUCUGGUCCGGAGUGCGACUGUCAGUUACUCUUGUGCGGGCAAGGAGGACAUCGUUCUCGACUUCGAGCCCUCGGGCAACGCGCCUCUUCUGCUCGAGUCGCCCCAGGACGGCCGCUUUUCCUACUUUCCACGCUCCUGGGCGAAAGUUCAAGCGCGCGAUGGACGCAAAGGCGUCGGCUGGAUAGAGUGGAACAAAGUGCAAUAUCAGUGA
Molecule: messenger RNA, 2019 nt
Organism: Cladophialophora psammophila CBS 110553
Lineage: Eukaryota; Fungi; Ascomycota; Eurotiomycetes; Chaetothyriales; Herpotrichiellaceae
Exons: 1
Coding region: 1-2019 (672 amino acids)
Source: RefSeq, a predicted model, not a curated record